Molecule: messenger RNA, 1769 nt
Organism: Chenopodium quinoa (quinoa)
Lineage: Eukaryota; Viridiplantae; Streptophyta; Magnoliopsida; Caryophyllales; Amaranthaceae
Product: UPF0496 protein At3g49070-like
Exons: 3
Coding region: 315-1433 (372 amino acids)
Source: RefSeq, a predicted model, not a curated record
UUUUUUUUUUUUAUAUAUAUAUAUAUUGCUUCUAAGUUUCAAGUACAUGACGUGUGAUUAAUUAUAGUUAGCUUAUAUUAUAAGUUCAAAAACUUGAGGUUAUUAAUCAAUGCUUAAUUUUUCUCUUCAAUUUCCCUUUAAAGCAAUCUAUACAAUAUUGCGUUAUAUAAACCUGCCUCUUCCAUUUCUCUCACUUUUCUUAAUUCUGCCCUUUUAUUUUCUACAAAUUUUUCUUUUCUUCCAAACAACUUAAUAUAUAAUUAUUCUCUCUUUAAUUCCUUAAUUUUAAGUGAUAUUUUAAGAGUCUAUUAUAAAUGGGUAAGAUGAGGAGAAUAAUUUUGCGAACAAAAAAGGCCUUUUCUUGCAACGUUUCAACAUCGAAUGAACUUCAUGUCCCUUUUAACGUGGAUGUUAGAGAGGAAUAUGCAAAUGCCUUUAGAACCGAAUCAUAUAAUGAGUUUUGGGCUCGUGUUUUGGCACUAACACAUAAAGAGUCUCUCUCAAAAAAAUCUUUGGGAUCAACCUCGACAACACGAUUGCUUUCUUAUAGGAUUUUUGUUGAUCAUCUCUUAGACCCUGAUCAAUCUACCGUGACAAAAUUGUUAUCCUUAACCAAAAACCGGCCCAAAAUCAUGUCUCUUCUUACUAACUAUUUUGAGCAUACUGCUAACGCAUCUUUUUUAUGUGGUCAAUUACUAAAAGACACAGACAGAUUACGUAUUAAGUAUCGUUCCCUUAAGAAAACCCUAGAAUCAUUUGAUUUUCCUCAAUUUUCAUCAUCAUCCUCUAACCAUUUACCUAUAAUUUUACCACGGCUAACCGAAAUCACUAAAUCUAUUAACCCAUUUGUAAAUUCUUCUUCUUCAUUAGCUCGAUUUCAAGCCGUGAAGUCUAACUGUUCCGAGCUACUCAAACGGCUCGAGUCCCAACGUGAUAGGGUUAAAGCCAAGCUACAUGUACUAAAUAGCUUUAAAGUAAGCUCGGCUGUUUUUCUUGUAGCCCUAACAACUUCAAUUACAAUAAUUGUCAUAACUCAUUUUGUAGCCAUGUCUAUGGCUGUUCCGGGCCUUAUAAUUGCGUUUAGAGGCUCAACUUCAACAAAACAACUAGCCAAGACGUCGGCUCAGCUUGAUGCAGCUGCCAAAGGAACCUACAUUUUGAAUAGGGAUUUGGAUACAAUUAGUCGGCUUGUGGCUCGGCUUGAUGAUGAGCUAGAGCAUAUUCGAGCCAUGGUCGAGUUUUGGAUGGAUCGAGUUGAUGAUCACUUACACGCUCAAGCCGGUGAAGAAGUGGCUCGCCAACUUAAGAGAAAUGACGCAAAGUUUAUGGAUCAAUUAGAUGAACUUGAAGAGCACCUAUAUCUUUGUUUUAUGACCAUUAAUAGGGCUAGGAAUUUAGUGGUAAAAGAAAUAUUAGACUUACAUCCAAGAUGACACAAAACAAAUUAAAUGUUUUGUUACAUGUAAUAAUGUAUAUAUAAUAUAUAUUCAUUGUAAUAGAAAGUAUUUCUCUUUCAUUUUCUUAUAAAAUCUCUUGUUAUGUCUUCCCUUAAUUGUGGUAUGUAAUCAUUUGAAAGGAUAUAUAGAUGAUAGCCUAUUUAAUUGUUAAGAAUUGAUUUUUUUUUAUUUUUUUUUUGACACGUAAGAAUUGAUUUUGAAUUGUCAUAAUUUUAUUUUGAUCGUAUAAUAACUCCGAAACCUCAUAAAUUUCUCAAAAAGCAUGGAUAUUAGCCUUCAAUUUUGGAAUUUUUUCACCCGAAAAUAAAAAUU